Messenger RNA from Australozyma saopauloensis, 1920 nucleotides. RefSeq lists its product as uncharacterized. The transcript has a single exon. Lineage: Eukaryota; Fungi; Ascomycota; Pichiomycetes; Serinales; Metschnikowiaceae. Gene Ontology annotation, biological process: intracellular protein transport; vesicle-mediated transport. The coding region runs from base 1 to 1920 and encodes 639 amino acids. Gene Ontology annotation, cellular component: Golgi membrane. The record is from RefSeq and is a predicted model, not a curated record.
AUGGGGUACUUAUCUCUCAGUACAGUACAACCUCUUACAGUUCUUUCAAGCAUGGUCCAAAACAACCCAUUGAGCCUAAACCAGGUGACACUGCAGUAUUUCGAUAAGCUCUUUGUUGUCAAAAACAACACCGCGCUCUCGGCGCCCACAAAGGGCAAAGUGUUGCUUGUUGACCAAUACACCAUGCCAAUUAUCUCCAUGAGUUAUACCCAAUCGCAACUCCUCCAGCAAGACGUGAUUUUGGUCGAGAUGCUUGGGAGUUUCAAGAAGUUAUCGAACAUGAAGCAUUUGAAUUGUGUUGUCUAUAUCCGCCCUUGUCGCGAGUCAAUUGCGUUUCUUUGUGAGGAAUUGAACUCGCCUCAUUACGGCCAUUACCAAUUGUUUUUCAGUAAUACGGUUUCCAAAAACGAGCUUGAAAAGAUUGCUGGCGCUGAUGAAUACGAAGUGAUCAACCAGGUCGUUGAGAUCUUCCAAGAAUACUCUGUAGUGAACGACAACUUGUAUAGCUUAUCCAAUUCAACAGAAAAGAACAGCGGCAAACUCUCCAAUGCAGCCGUUGAAGAGUCGUCGCACAUAAUGAGUUUGUUGUUGUCAUUGAAGAAGUGCCCUGUCAUCAAGUACGACUCCACAUCUGUGGACCUGAAGAGAUUGGCAUCAGAGGUAUUGUAUGGUAUCAAUUCAAACUCCAACAACAAUUUAUUCGAUGAUUUGAACAGAUCCACUUCAAAUGCACCUAUCCUUUUAAUUCUCGAUAGAAAACUGGAUCCUAUCUCGCCUCUCGUCACUCCCUGGACGUAUCAGUCUAUGAUUCACGAACUCAUAGGGAUCGACCGUAAUAUUGUCAAAUUGCCUGAAACAGAUGAACAAUUGACGCUCUCUGAAACACAGGAUGUAUUCUACCUGGAAUCCAUGUAUCUUAAUUACGGUGACCUCACCGAAAAGUUCCAGCGAUAUGUUGAUGACUACAAAAAGCAAACAAAACAGUCCUCGAUUCAAAACCUAAAAACUCAGGAUCUCUCCGAAUUGAAGCGUAUCCUUACAAGAUUUCCCGAGUUCAAAAAACUCUCAAACAAUAUCUUGAAACAUCUCAAUAUCAUCAGUGAGAUCGACAAGCAAAUUCUGUCUCAAAACCUUUGGGCUGUGGGUGAGCUCCAGCAAACUAUUGUAUGCAAUCUAGAAAAUCAUCAAGCUGUCAAAACAAAAUUGAUGGACCUCAUUGCAGAUUCAACGAUAACUUGUGAGACUAAGAUCAAGUUGUUGUUGCUCUACGCUAGCAAACAUCCACAAAAUACUACAGACUUCAACGCCUUUGUCAGCAAAUUACAAGAUCCAUUCACGACGAAUCCACCUCCUACUGCAAUGCAGUUGAACUUGCUUAAGCAGUUUGGUCGUUUGUUCAAGCAAUCGCUUCAAAACAGCUCUCAUAGUGAUCAUACAAAUGACAACAACAACUUUGGUCAGUUGUUUAGCCAAAACCGUAUCAAGAUCCAGCAGUUGUUCAAUUCAAACAAUAAUUCCAGAAACACACCAAAAAAUGAUAAUAUUUACAUGCAAUACGUUCCAAAACUCGAAUCCAUACUCUACGAGUUGAUUAAUCCCCAUGAUACACAUAGUCAGGAACUCUCGCGAGCUUCGAAACUUGCAACUAUGGUACCAGACGUUUUGGGAGGAGAUAUUGCUGGUGCUGUACAAUCUGUGCAAGACAUCAUCGUGUAUUUCAAGGGCGGAGUCACUUACGAGGAGGCACGCCUUGCUCACGAAAUCUCAAUUGCAAAUCCUAGCAUCAACAUUGUCAUUGGAAGCGAUCGUAUAUUGAACAGCACGCAAUGGCUUGAUAAAAUGACUGAUCUUGCUAACAGUUCGAAUGAGACCUCGGCUCCAGCGCCAGACAGAAAGGCACAGCUUAGGGAUAUAUUGUAA